AUGCGAUCCAGCAUUGCCAUGCUCUGCGCCCUCGUGGGUGCCCAACUCAUAGCGGGCAUCCAACACGCACCCCCCGUCAAGCCACGCCAGAUCAAACCUCCUAUCGUAGCAGGAUCCAUGGUGAUGGUGGCAUCGGCCUGUCUGAUAUCAUCCAAAAUUUGCGAUCAAGAUGGGAAGCCCAUCACAAAGAGUGAUGCACUUGCACUUGGUGGAUACUGCUGUAACUUUGUCGGAGGUGCAGUCACUGCUGCUGCUGGAAGCGAGACGGCGAAAACAAAGUGGAGAGAAUCGCUUAAAGCUCUCAAAGGUGCCGCAACGGUAGUCAAAGGUAAAUAUAAGGACUUGGUUGCGAGAUGUACCGCGAAAGCUUCCAAGGUCAAUCAAUGGGGUUGGAAGGAGAGGAAUUCCGAGAAGAUUGAGAAGGUCGAUCAAUGGAUACGAGAGGAAGCGAGUUCCAAGGAAGUCGAGAAGCUCAAUCGAUAG
Molecule: messenger RNA, 483 nt
Organism: Clonostachys rhizophaga
Lineage: Eukaryota; Fungi; Ascomycota; Sordariomycetes; Hypocreales; Bionectriaceae
Source: the annotation of a GenBank genome assembly